Molecule: messenger RNA, 369 nt
Organism: Orycteropus afer afer
Lineage: Eukaryota; Metazoa; Chordata; Mammalia; Tubulidentata; Orycteropodidae
Source: RefSeq, a predicted model, not a curated record
UUUCUUUCCCGUCUCAGGAUCCCAGACAUGACCAGGAAGCUCUUCACAAACACCAGGGAGCGGUGGAGGCAGCAGAAUGUCAACAGUGCAUUUGCCAAACUGAGGAAGCUUAUCCCCACUCACCCUCCAGACAAAAAGCUGAGCAAAAAUGAAACGCUUCGACUGGCCAUGAGGUAUAUCAACUUCUUGGUCAAGGUCUUGGGGGACCAAGGCCUGCAGCAAACAGGAGUGGCUGCUCAGGGAAACCUUCUCGGACUCUUCCCUCAAGGGUCUCACCUGCCAGGCCUGGAGGACACGACUCUACUUGCUCACUGCCAGGUCCCUUGCCCUGGCCCAAGCCACCAGAUUCCAUAGUGUGGCUCAGGCUGU